UUUCGAAUUUUCUUGUUUUUAGAUCAAUUUAAUGUCAUCAAUUCUUUCGCUGCUGGUGCUCGAUCUUUAUUCGUAACUGUGGCAAUGGCUGUUGUGAUUUUUUGAAAUUCCGGUGAAAUCCUGCGAGUUUUGCUUUGUGUAUGUGCGAGGAAUCAAUUACCAUGGGUCGUGGAGUAAGCAGUGGUGGUGGGCAGAGUUCUCUGGGCUACUUGUUUGGUGGUGGAGGAGAGACUGCUAACACUGCCAACACUGCCCCACCUGCUCAAAGUGAUUUGGAGACUGUAAAGGAUACAACUCCUAAGAAGCCCACUGUUACUGUUCAACCAAUUGAUAAGGAGAUUCCAGCUGGCAUUAAUGGAAAUCCUACAAACAAUUACUUCAGGGCAGAUGGGCAGAACUGUGGCAACUUUAUCACGGACCGACCUUCUACCAAGGUUCAUGCUGCCCCUGGUGGCGGAUCUUCGUUGGGUUACCUUUUUGGUGGCAGCAACAGGAACUGAAUUUUUUUUUUCAUUGCUUGAGAAUGAUGUAUCAACUGUUCAUUUGGCACAUAUAAUUCAUAGUUCAGAAACUAUGAGAAUUGUGGUUUACUCGUCCUCCUUGUGCAAUGUAAUCUGUUGCCAAUGAUAAUGGAUAUCCUUGGAUCUAAAUUUCCUCACUGAAUGCAUGUGCAUAAUGCAUUAUUGUAUUAUUUCUUAU
Molecule: messenger RNA, 699 nt
Organism: Tripterygium wilfordii
Lineage: Eukaryota; Viridiplantae; Streptophyta; Magnoliopsida; Celastrales; Celastraceae
Product: protein SPIRAL1-like 1
Exons: 3
Coding region: 141-500 (119 amino acids)
Biological process (GO): cortical microtubule organization
Cellular component (GO): cortical microtubule, transverse to long axis
Source: RefSeq, a predicted model, not a curated record